Messenger RNA from Cyphellophora europaea CBS 101466, 1917 nucleotides. RefSeq lists its product as uncharacterized. NCBI's taxonomy places the organism in Eukaryota, Fungi, Ascomycota, Eurotiomycetes, Chaetothyriales, Cyphellophoraceae. Bases 1 to 1917 code for a protein of 638 amino acids. The transcript has a single exon. The record is from RefSeq and is a predicted model, not a curated record.
AUGAACGGAGCCGCAGAGCAGCCCGGUUCUGCCUACAGCUUCGACAAGCUUCCUGACAAUAGUACGUACAUCAGACUAGCGAGGCUUCUGCCAGCAGCAUCCAUCGACGACCCUCUGAAAUGCCAACUUGGUGUACACCUCCGUGGAGAAGCUCCACCUUACGAAGCUAUCUCAUACGUCUGCGGGGAUCCGAACGACACGCGCCCUAUCAUGGUCGAUGGGUCAACUCUACCAAUCUACGCAACGCUGGCUACGGCACUACAGCAUAUCAGGCUCCAUGAUCGACCCAGGGUCAUCUGGGCUGACGCCAUAUGUAUACACCAGGCGGACGACCUGGAGAAGUCCUACCAGGUACAAGGCAUGUACAAAAUCUACCAACGCAGCAAGCACACAAUCGCCUGGUUAGACUACCAUGAGUCCAACGGGGACUUCCAACGUGGCAUGAGGCUCCUUGAACAUCUGGGCUCUGGCAAAUAUAACGAUCUACGGCUCGAAUUGCAGAAAAUACGCCGGGAAAGGGGGAACCUAUUAUCGGGACGCCUCCGCCUGAGUCGAGCGGCAGAAGAGGCGCGACUUCUAUUAAGAAUCUCGGGCGACUCGCCGCUGUUCUCUAGUAGAAAGACUUUGACGAGGCUCUUGAGAGAAUCCCGCCGCCACAGUCAGUUCUCCAGAUUCGGGUCAGUGCUUGAUGAUGGCGGUUGGGAAGCAGUCUCUGCUGCUCUUCACUCCUCGUACUUUGAAAGACUGUGGAUCUGGCCCGAGCUAGCAUUCUCUGAGGAAGCGUCAUUCGUUUCCAACAACCUCGUCGCGGAUGUGCACAAAGUCCUGUUGGGCUAUGGUUUCGUUGAGACCAUGACUCUACAUGACGACGAUCUGAACGGCCUCAUACCAGCCGGUCCUUUGUUCUUCGCAGGUCACUACCUUGCUGAUACAGCCGGGAAGAAGCAAAAGCAUCCGCCCGGGUCCGAGUUUGCUGGUAUACCUGAAGACAAUCUAUCCUUGCUGGCACUGAUGAAGCUGAUGAGAGAUGCCAAAUGCGCGGAUCCCCGUGAUCGGCUCUUCGCCAUGGAGACCUUAACAAGCGACCCUCUGAACGCUCUGAAUCCACCAGACUACACCUUGUCUGCGUCUGCGGUCUUCAAGCGCUUCGUGCGAACAUACAUUGAGUUGAAGAAAGAUUUUUCUGUCCUCUCCUUUGGUGGCGUCGAGGCCGCACCAUCCUGGAUCCCAACAAACGACGAGGGCGAGCUGAAAGAACUCGAAGGUACUUACAUGACCUUCUUUAUAGAUGACGAACAUCUGCUGGGCCUAGACGGCAGAGAUCCCCUCUACCGCGCAGCUGCAUCCACCACGCCCCGGACUCUGCCUCCAGAAGCCGGCGCCGAGGACGACACGCUCAGUGUCUACGGCUACAAGAUCGACCAAAUUGUGCAGGUCCACCGAUGUCGCCAGAGCAAAACCGACAGCGGCCUGAAGAUUGAUCCCGACAUCCUCCAAUCCCGCGCCGCAGCUCGACGCGCCGGCCAUAAAGACGAAGAUUUCUGGCGGACCAUCCACGGCAAUCUUUCACGACGGUUCAACUAUCUGGACGACGAAUUCGAGGAGACGCUCGCGAAGCUCAGCGCCUCCAAUACCAACACAUACCCGAGUCUCGAGUUCCGCUCAGACCUGUUGAACAGCCAUGAUCGGUUCGUGGUCACGGAGCGAGGUCGCAUAGGGACUGUGCCUGAUAACAGCAAGUUGGGAGAUAUCAUCGUGGUCUUCUUCGGCGCGCAGAUGCCGUAUGUGCUGCGGCCUACGGACAAGGGCAACUAUCUUUUGGUGGAGGAGUGCUACCUCAACAAAUGCAUGGAUGGGGAGACGUAUGAAGAGUUCUCGAAUGGCAAGUAUGAAGAGAAGGUCUUCCACCUUGUGUGA